Messenger RNA from Colias croceus (clouded yellow), 1203 nucleotides. RefSeq names its product thioredoxin, mitochondrial. The transcript has 4 exons. Gene Ontology annotation, cellular component: mitochondrion. The coding region runs from base 220 to 654 and encodes 144 amino acids. The record is from RefSeq and is a predicted model, not a curated record. Gene Ontology annotation, biological process: cell redox homeostasis. NCBI's taxonomy places the organism in Eukaryota, Metazoa, Arthropoda, Insecta, Lepidoptera, Pieridae.
UAACAAUUAUUUUGGUCUCAUUGCCUAGGGGAGAUGAUAUUGAGUCAUCGGUUGCCAAUUUUUACGACAAAACUUAUAUCCCUCGUUAUGCUAUUCUAACAUUCCUUACAUUAAGUGCUAUAUUGGGUGCUGUGUAUUGUUUUAUUUAUGUCUGCUUAACUCCUGUGGAAACUAAAAAGAUAAAGAAGUUUGGUUUUGUAAACUAAACACGUAGUGACAAUGUGUAGUGCCAUGUGUCAAGGUUUAAAGUCGCCAGUCAGAAGGCUGGCUAACUUGAGGAGAGCUAAACAUAUAUCAACUUCAAUAGUACACAAUGAAACUAUAUUAGUUAAGAAUAAUGAUGAUUUUGUUAAUAAGGUAAUGAACAACGACAAACCAGUAAUAGUAAAUUUCCAUGCGGAGUGGUGUGAGCCCUGUAAGAUCCUCACUCCAAAGCUAAAGGAACUAAUUGAGCCCUUAAAUAAUCUAGACCUUGCUAUAGUUGAUGUGGAAGAAAAUGCUGAUCUGGUGCACACGUUUGAAGUAAAAGCUGUGCCAGCAGUAAUAGCGGUGAAAAACGGUUUAAUAGUUGACAAGUUUAUCGGUCUAGUCGAUGCCGACAUGAUAAAUAGUCUCAUAGACCGCAUGUCCGGUAAAAAGAAGGAUGACGCGUAACUUCCGGAAAUUGUCUAUGCUAACAGGAUUGCCAUUAAAUAUAUUUUGUUAUUGUUUUUUUAUCAUGUAAAGUGUAAAUAAUACGAAGCUUUAUGGCGUGAAUGGCUGCUUUAUUAUUUUUUACGCGAAUCGAUGUAUAAUCUUUUUUUAUUUAUAUUAGACACAAUUUUAUGUUAUCGCAGAAGUAGAAUUAUUAUAGUUAAGUUUUUAUUACAUCUUCGACUGUUUUACUCUAUGUUUAUAAACAUAAUUGAAUAAUGUUUAAAAUAGUUUUAAUUUACCUUAACCUACAAAAAUGAUUUAAUAUUAAUGUAAGUAGCAAUAACAUAAUAUGGGUACUAUAAUUAUUAUUUAUACGAAUCAAAGUAUAUACAAUCAUAAAGAAUAUAUUAAAUGAGUAUAGAAAAAAUAAAAUUAGAAUUUACUACUUUCUAUGAUACAUAAUAAUGAUACUUAUGUCUGUGAAAACUAGUGUACUUUCACUUUAGAGCGAAAUUAAAACUACUAUUAUGUAGUAGGUAUUCGAGAAUAAUUUCACUAUUUAAUAUA